Exaiptasia diaphana is the source of this 1337-nucleotide messenger RNA. RefSeq lists its product as uncharacterized. NCBI's taxonomy places the organism in Eukaryota, Metazoa, Cnidaria, Anthozoa, Actiniaria, Aiptasiidae. The transcript has a single exon. Bases 260 to 1228 code for a protein of 322 amino acids. The record is from RefSeq and is a predicted model, not a curated record.
UAAUUAAUUUUUAACACGCUUUUGUUAAGAURCGUUGACCCUCAGGGCAAGCCACUUUUGUUACUACAGAUCAAAUACCGCCAUUGUUUAUCCACUGUUUCGUUGGAGACGGAACCGCGAGCUCUGUCGGCUACUGYAAAUAAUCACGUUUGUUAUAAAUUCCUGCACACUUUGGUGGUAAUGUAGAAGUGUCCCACCGAAAAAGUAUAGUGGAAGAAUUUAAAGUUUUUAUACUUCAAAUUGUAUAUGGUUUUACGCCAUGGAUUCAGGUAAAAGAACAAAAGAUGAAGCCACAAAUGUACAGCAAGCGCUACGCAGACUGAAAUAUCUCCAUACAUCGCWUGCAAGUCCUACAAAACUAAAAGGAUCGAACUUAAAGCCAAUACAAACAACAAGUUCUCCGCCAUUAAGCGAGUUAAAGGACGAUGAUAACGAGGAAUUAAAUCAACGUUUAUUUCUUGCGUUGUCCCCUGACAACAAUUUCAAGCCAUCGCCAAGAAAUGAUAGACGUAUUUUAAGACAGCGUAUCGGAUUUCGACCAGUUUGCAAAGGACGUGUUCCACUGAGAAGCUMUCAGAGCUAUUUCAAUCCAACUUUUCGACCGCUUACAAAGAAGAGAACAAAUCCCUUGGACAGACWGACGAAAGGCUCUGUGAAAAGUGGUAAAGAUGCAGCUCAACAGAAUAAUGACCGUACGGCAAAAUCAGCCCCUGCGUCAGGGGGGACRUCGUCUCUYAACCCCGAGGAGUUCGAUUGUAUCCAAUGUUUUGCCGAYGAAGUAAAAAGAYUUMAACAUAAACAACAAUCACAGCAAYAYGAAGUGRACGGUCAAUAUAGAAAUAAUGAUAUUAAAAUUAAUCGAGUUACAUUCUCAGCGAGGCCAAGAUCAAAAGUAACAGGGGKCUCAAAACAACGUGUUUCUAAAGUAAUUAGCGAGAAGYCGCUUGAUAUUCCUCCGACAUUGUAUGGUGGAUGGGGAGUACGUUCAAAUAGACGACCACAACCCGAAGCAGCGCGCACUAACCCGCGGGAAUCCCGCAGGAACGUGGACUUGAAUGCGCAUUUCCAGACACUUCGUAUCACACCGUGCGGGUCAGAUGAUGGAUCAMGAAGGAGUGAUUACAAUCAAUGCUCUCCACCGGCCGCACCUCCGACACCUAUACGGCAAAUAGACAUCAAAAUGCCGGAGGGACAUUUGGUUCAAUACCGGCUUCAAACUGUUCCUUGAUUAGUUUAAUAAUGUAUAAAGUGUGAAAACGUAGUUAAUAUGAAAAUCAGCAUUUUUUUUAUAAACGGAACAAUGACAUGUAUUAAAAUUCCAUCCAUUGGGCUUUCAA